Messenger RNA from Schistosoma turkestanicum, 2657 nucleotides. The record is from the annotation of a GenBank genome assembly. Lineage: Eukaryota; Metazoa; Platyhelminthes; Trematoda; Strigeidida; Schistosomatidae.
CCAUACAUCUGAUCCAUAAAGACUGGAGUUUGGAACUACCUUGAAACUUUCGACCUUCACAAGUGUGGCAUAUUUGGAUACCCAUCAAAUGUCUACCUAUGAACGUUUUUUCUCUAAAUGUUUGGUAAAGUAUACAUACCCACAAAUCGUUCGUAGAGAUGUUACUACUGCCCUGGAAACAUAUAAGGAAUUACGCCCCAAAUUUGAAGAUUUCAUUCAGAAUGAUGGAACUUCGCGAAAACUUGUGAGUUUAGAUGGUACUAUCCCUGUCAGGUAUAUGGGUUCAACAUACAAUAUCCCGAUUGCAAUAUUUCUAUUGGAAGCUUAUCCACACAAGUCUCCUAUGGUUUAUGUGAGGCCUACAAAUACUAUGCAGAUAAAACCAAGUGACUUUGUUGAUAGUGCUGGUCUUGUUCAACUCCCUUACAUGACAGACUGGAAACACCCAGAUGCAGAUCUAAUUGGAUUAAUAUCAGUAUUGCAGAUUGUGUUUGGUGAGACGUCUCCAGUCUUUACCAAAGCUGCUCCUAUCGCAAAGCGACAAAGCUUAAAUCCUCAGUCAAAUCCUCAUUGUCUUGGUUCAGUGCCUUAUCCAGGUACCUUACCACAACCCCCGAUCCCUGUCACACCGAAUGGCCAAGCUUCCAAUGUGUAUUUACCCCAACUUGGUUCCGGAUGGCAGAUACCCGGUUCUGUACCCAUACUUCCUACUAUGCCUAUGCCUCAAAUGCCCAGUUUUGCCAAUCCUUUUGCUCAGACUACAAAUCCAAACAUAUACCCCAUGCCGGGUCAAGGUAUGCCAAUGCCAGUGUGCUCAGAUCUUUCUGCUUCAUCUAAUGUGCCAUAUAAUACUGGCACAUUAAACGAAGAACAAUUACGAUUAUCUGUAUUAACUGCUGUAGUUGAUCAAGUUCGUCGAGUACAAAAAGAAUUAAUCUAUCAACAUCAAGAUGACUUACAAGCAAUACGUCAAACUCAAACUGGUUUAUUUAGUGGUGGCCAGAAAAUUCACGAGAUGAUUAAUAAAAUGCAACAAGAAAAAGAUCGAGUUUGUACAGAAAUGGAAUCAGUUAAGAGAAAAAUUAAAGAUUUAGAAGAGACUUCAGAGAAACUGCGUAAAUCGGAUUCAACUUUUGUAAUUGAUGAAGUAUUCGAUACAACGGCUCCAUUGUAUCGUCAAUUAGUUGUUUCAUUUGCGGAAGAACAAGCUAUAGAAGAUGCAAUUUAUUAUUUAGGUGAAGCAAUGGGUAAAAAUGUGUUGGAUGUUGAAAUUUACUUGAAAAAAGUACGUGAAUUGUCUCGUCGACAGUUUAUGCUACGAGCUACUGUGCAAAAAUGUCGUGAAAAAGCAGGUCUACCGAUUCUUUAAACACUAAAUUCAUUUUGAUAAUAUUACUUACUGAAUGUAUAACAAAUUAUCCCUGUUGUGAUUAAUGUGAUAUAUAUAUAUAUAUAUAUCGAAAUUGUUACAUCACACGGAUUCUCUUCUGCCACACAACAACGGCAGCUUACAAACAAUAACUAUAACAAACCAUGUGGAUAAACAAAUCUCAUACAAUAGAUCUUUUCAGAUUCUUUCAAAGAAAAUUUAUUUAAUCCAAUCCUCCACCACCACCUCCUCCUCCUCUCUUUCACUUCAUUUUUCGCCUACUUCCCUUGCCGUUUGCUUUUAUGUUGUGAUUGUCGUCUUCACUGUCUGUCAUCCAUGUAUAUUUCAUUUCUAAUUAAAUACACACUGGUCCACUUUUGUGUGCGUAUGUUUAUAUAUAUAUAUAUAUAUACAUAUAUACAUAUACAUGGGCGACUAUAUUCUUCUACAAAUUACUUUUAUUCUUCCAUGUAACUUCACAACAGAAUAUCUUCGUCUUCUUCUCUUUGAUUUCUGUUCCCUUUUACUUCUACUACUACUACUACCACCUUUGUCGACCUUUGUUUUGUUUUGAUUUUUUUUUGUAUUUGUCCCAUAUUUGAACAACAACGAAACAUGAACCAGGCCACUGCGACUACAAUUGCAGUAAAACUACACACACACACACACAUACACGCAUAUAUUAUGUAACUUCGGUUUGUUUGUUUGUUUGUUUUUUAUACUGACCGGAAAUGGAAAAUUGUACACUCGUAACACACAGAAAUUCAUUCAUAUUACAAAGUUUUAGAUAUUUACUUGACAAACUAAUAUGUACAUUGUUGACUUUCAGCUAAAUGAAUGAAUUUAUUAAUUAAUUAAUCAAUUAAUUAAUUAACGACAAUAUUUGUUUGUUUUCUAGUGUUGUUUAUUUGCCAAAACAAAAACAAAAAAAAAGGAAAUACAUUCUGCUUCGUACCUUUUUGCUGGAAUACUACUAACUACAUUUAUUCACAUUCACUUGUUCUCUAAACCUGGAUAGAGUUAGCUUGUGAAGUAUUCAUUUGUCUGUCUGUCUGUUUGUUUGUUUGCUUGUUUUAAGACAAUAUUAUUAAAAUAUGCUUCACAUUAAAAGUGAUCUGCCCACCUGAAAUUUCUCUAGUUUUUAUUGUUUGUCUCCAACACUGGAGAUUAACAGAUGAAGUUCUUAGUCAAUUGUUAAACACAUGUCUGUGAUCUGUGAAAACUUUGAUAGUGAACCAUUCAACCCAGGGCGAGCGCAAUACCUCUUAAAUUCUCAUUCUGAGCUGAA